UGAACGCAGCACUUUAGGCAGUUUCUGUGUGCCAGCAGCGGUUCAGUCAGCAGCGUCUGCAAUCCGACUAUAAAUCAAAAUGCCCGUAGAUCUGAGCCAGUGGAGCGGCUCUCUCGCCCUGCCGGAGGUCGAUGAAAAGCCUGCACAGCCUCUGACUAUUAAAUACGGCUCUGUGGAAAUCGACGAGCUCGGGAAAGUGCUCACCCCAACACAGGUGCAGAGUCGACCCACCUGCAUCGAGUGGGAAGGAUGUGAUUCCAGUAAGAUGUACACUUUGGCCCUGACCGACCCAGACGCUCCCAGCAGGAAAGACCCCAAAUUCAGAGAGUGGCACCACUUUCUGGUGGUCAACAUGAAAGGGAAUGAUGUGUCCACUGGCUGCGUCAUGUCGGACUACGUGGGCUCUGGUCCUCCCAAGGGCACAGGUCUCCACAGGUACGUGUGGCUGGUGUACGAGCAGCCAGGCAGCCUGUCUUGCUCCGAGCCGGUCCUCACUAACUGCUGUGGAGAUGGCCGUGGCAAGUUUAAGAUUCAGAGCUGGAGGCAGAAAUACAACCUCGGAGCCCCGGUGGCGGGGACCUGCUACCAGGCCGAGUGGGACGACUACGUCCCAAAACUGUACGAGCAGCUGGCCGGCAAAUAAAUAAAAAGACUCGACUCAGAGUGUUCAGCACUAGGAAUUCCCACGGAGGCUGCCUGGUCUGUAGGAAAUUCCCAUUCUUGCAAGAAGCAAAAAAAUCCCAACAGUAAUAAAGCAUUUUUCUUUUGCGAGUGUGCCACUGAAUAGAAUUUUUUUUCCCUCACUGUUGCCUAACCAUGCAGUGUCACCUGCACUAUUCUAUUCUGCAAUAAAUCUGUUAAACACUGAAA
This is a messenger RNA of Dicentrarchus labrax (European seabass), 870 nucleotides long. RefSeq names its product phosphatidylethanolamine binding protein 1 (gene pebp1). NCBI's taxonomy places the organism in Eukaryota, Metazoa, Chordata, Actinopteri, Moronidae. The transcript has 4 exons. Bases 80 to 643 code for a protein of 187 amino acids. The record is from RefSeq and is a predicted model, not a curated record. Gene Ontology annotation, biological process: negative regulation of MAPK cascade.